AUGAAUACUAGCCUGACCGCCUACACCCACCUCGAGUCGCUCCUCGUGUUCCAGUCGCUCCAUGCAUACGGUGUGAACCCGCAGGUCUUCAGCAGGAUCUCCGAGCUGCUGAAGGCCAACCCAGACAUCACCUCCGACCAGCGCUUCCAGAGCAGCCGCCUGAGCCCAGAUGCCCUGCGCAACUUCUACCUGCGCAUCUUGAAGGACGAACUCCGGAACGAGCGGGACCUGCCAGAUGGCGAUGCGACCAAUGGAGAGGUCAAGUCACGCAAGAGGAAGGCACCCAGCCCUAGUCUGCCCACCGUGCAGGAGUCUUUGCAGCACCAGCACCUCAUUCCGAAGCUCGUCAACAAGCUCUAUGCGCACUAUCGCGCCGCAAUCACCGAGCAGAUCAGGCAGGAGGAGGAUCGCUACGAGCGACUGGAGCGCGAACUGCAGGCCAUCGAGCGCGGCGAGUGGGACAAUGUUAAAGAGAGGGCGAAUGGAAAAUCUGCGUCGCGCAGUCCCAGUCUGCCCAAGAAGUCGCCUCUGCUGGCCCAGACACAGGAUCCCGCGACCACACCUGCUGCUCCGAGUCCUCCACCGCAAAAGAAACAAGCGUCUGCAGAUAAAAAAGGCAAGCAGUCGACGCCUCAACCACCCAGCGCCUCGCAACCUCCUCAAACAUCGCGAUCGCAGGGUUCGACUCCCGCACAGCAAGGUCCAUCGCACGGGAAUGCCCCGUAUUCCCCCGCUUUGGGUACCCAGCCAUCGCAUCUGCAGACCCACCCUUCCACACCUGGGUCUCAGAAUGCGCCUACUCCAGGAAGCCACCAUACUCCCUAUCAAGGGUUCCAGCAGCACUUGCAAGGCGGGCAUGCUUCGGCACCUCAACUUCAACACCCUAUACAACCGCAUAUGGCCAACGGCGUGCCCCAACUCGCGCCUAGUCCAGGACCUCAGCAAACACAGCAUUCUCCAACCCAUCAACGACUUCCGGGACCAGUCCAGUCGAAUCCGCAGUCACCUAGUGUGCAUACACCACAGCACCAGAGAGGCUAUGUCCCAAUCGCUGGACAGCCGCCCUACUUGCCUCAGCAUCCACAGCCAGGCCAACCUCCUCCACAGGGCGGAUUCAUGCUUCCACCUUUCCAGGUAGCGCCACAAGACCCAUCGCGAUUGCAGCAGCAAGUUACACAUCAACCCCAGCAACAUCAGGUUUCAACUCCUGUCAACGCACGACAGUCAAAGAUCACGGGCCAUGCUGCGAGAGGUGUUACUCAUACGCGACCCACGCAGAGCCAGCCAAGCAACUUUGCAACGCCGAUCAGUCUGCAGCGGGCCAUUCUAAGUGCGCUGUCGACACCGACAACACCAAAGCCGGGGUCCUCGUUCAAGCCUGAAGCAAGAAGCUUGGGAUCGACACCAGUGAAACGUCCGGAUGCGGAUCCUCUCGACUUCAACGAAGUCCGUCAGCAUCAACAACAGAGCUCUCCAAAGUCCAAAUCAACGCGCAAAUCAAGGGCAAAGGGCAAGACGAAACAGAAAGAGCAGGAGCCUGAACCAGAGCCAGAGCCAGAGCCUCACCCAGAUUCGGAUCAUCAGGCCGAGGAGGCCGUUCCCGAGAUGGAGACAAGACAAGGACGGCCGCGAAGAAAAGGCCCUAUCAAAAAAGGUAGGCCGGGCAGUAUCGCGUCGUCCCAUGCCGGCACCUCUGCCAGGGGCCGUAGCCGGAGCCAUUCGAUCCUUUCCCACACGGAGACUGUCGCAGCCGAUACCGAAUCACAGGCUGGUAGUCGGAUCAAGUCGGAAGACGAUGACGAGCUGGUGGCCACGCCUUCGCAGAUGUCGACGCGGGGUCGCAGCGCAGCCAAACCAAACAACAAGCGCAAACGAAACUUGCGAGAGAUAAGCCCCGAGGAAAGUGAGGAUCGAUCUGGUACGCCUUCAUUACCUAGGACCGUAGUGGCGACUCGACACUUUUCACGCAUGUGCGCACCCUUGAUGAAUGAUAUUGGUUCCCACAAGCACGCGUCUACGUUCACCACGGCCGUGAAGGCAAAGGACGCAGAGGGGUACUACGACAUCAUCAAGCGGCCGACGGACAUCAAAACAAUCCAAAAGGCCAUCGCAGCGGGCGCAAAACAGGUUGCAGCCGCAGCCUCCGGCGACACCCCAUCGGGCAGUCCGGGUGGGGCAGGCGGUGUGGUCGAGCUCCCACACACCGCUGAUAAUAUACCCCCAAAGGCUAUUGUGAACUCGGCUCAGCUGGAGAAAGAGCUAAUGCGCAUGUUCGUCAACGCCGUCAUGUUCAAUCCCGGCGAAGAGGGCGUCGUGGAAGAUGCGCGGGAGAUGUUUGAGAGCGUGCAGCACAGUGUGAGCAGCUGGCGCAGUGUGGAGCCGAGCAGUGGGCGGAUGGAGGUCGAAGAGACGCCGCCUGUCUUGGAUGAGGAUGUGCCCAUGGCGACGAAGAGGCGGAAGCUGUGAGGUGCUGCAUUGAUGAAGAUGACGGAAAGUUGAAAUCUUGCUCGAUCGUCUGGCGCAGCUAGAUUCUGUAAUGCAUUUGAUACCACUACUAUCUACCAGUGUGCU
This is a messenger RNA of Paraphaeosphaeria sporulosa, 2571 nucleotides long. RefSeq lists its product as uncharacterized. The transcript is spliced from 2 exons. The record is from RefSeq and is a predicted model, not a curated record. NCBI's taxonomy places the organism in Eukaryota, Fungi, Ascomycota, Dothideomycetes, Pleosporales, Didymosphaeriaceae. Gene Ontology annotation, cellular component: NuA4 histone acetyltransferase complex. Gene Ontology annotation, molecular function: protein binding. Bases 1 to 2466 code for a protein of 821 amino acids.